Molecule: messenger RNA, 1338 nt
Organism: Hippoglossus stenolepis (Pacific halibut)
Lineage: Eukaryota; Metazoa; Chordata; Actinopteri; Pleuronectiformes; Pleuronectidae
Gene: c9h9orf78
Product: chromosome 9 C9orf78 homolog
Exons: 9
Coding region: 89-976 (295 amino acids)
Biological process (GO): mRNA splicing, via spliceosome
Cellular component (GO): spliceosomal complex
Source: RefSeq, a predicted model, not a curated record
GCUUUGUUGUUCGUUUGUUUAAGACUUCCCCGGAUUCACCAGCCGUUCUUUUCGUCAGCUCCGAGAUCACAUUAAACUACAUUUAAAAAUGCCGAGUGGCAGAAACUUUCGGAGGAGAAGAGACUCGUCAGAUGUCGAAGAAGACGAGACAACCCGAGAAGUCAGAUCCAAAGUCGAAGAGGCUAAAGAGCUGCAGACUUUGCGGAAACGACAAAGCGGAGUCAGUGUGACCGCCCUGCUGGUUGGAGAGAAACUACCAGCAGAUGCUGAGAUCGAUAAUGAUCCGUUCAAACUGAAGACUGGAGGAGUCGUAGACAUGAAGAAAAUCAAAGACCGGAACAGGGACAGGGACAGGGACAUGACAGAAGAGGAAACGGACCUCAACCUGGGAACAUCUUUCUCUGCUGAAACCAACAGAAGAGACGAGGAUGCAGACAUGAUGAAGUAUAUUGAGACGGAGCUGAAAAAGAAGAAGGGCUUGGUGGAGGCGGAGGAGCAGAAAGUUAAGGUGAAGAACGCAGAAGACCACCUGUAUGAGCUGCCCGAGAACAUCCGGGUCAACUCUGCUAAGAAGACUGAGGAGAUGUUAUCCAAUCAGAUGCUGAGUGGGAUCCCUGAAGUAGAUCUUGGCAUCGAUGCAAAGAUAAAGAACAUCAUCCAGACAGAAGACGCAAAAGCCAGACUUCUGCAAGAGCAGAGGAACAAGAAAAAAGACCAGGGCACAUCAUUUGUACCAACCAACAUUGCCGUCAACUACGUCCAACACAACCGCUUCUACCAUGAGGAUUCGAACGCGCCACAGAGGCAUCACAGACACAGAGAGGAGCCUAAGGCCAGACCGCUGCGUGUGGGAGACACCGAGAAACCAGGUCCAGAGACAUCAACCCCGCCCAACUACCGCAAACGUCCAAAUAAUGAGAAGGCCACCGAUGACUACCACUAUGAGAAAUUCAAGAAGAUGAACCGAAGAUAUUGAGGAGCUGCAUGUUGUUUUCAAUAAGGAUUUACUCAACAUGUCUAUUUUUAAAGAGUCAAAAAAGAUAAUUUGUGGAGUGGAUUUCCUAAACAAAUGUAGAUGACAGUUUUCCUGAGUGUUGUGCUUUGUAAAUGUUGUAUAUAGCCCUGUGUCAGUUGCUUAUAUUGGUCAAGACAUGAAAAUCCAAAACAAUUGACAAAAAAAUAUCAGAAUGUUGUGAAAUACAAGGACAAGAGAAUUUUGAAACAAAGGGAUAUCCCAGCUCUGAGUUUUUUAGCAUGUUAUUUUUAGUCCAAUUCAAAGUACUAGUUCUAAUUUUUGAAGGCUUUCAAAAACACAUUUGAAUAAAAAUAUUAAACCCA